GAAGCGAUGUUACAGCUGCGCAUGUGAACCGAAGAGCUUACGCUCCUCUCGGGCUUUUUUUCUUCCUCUCUCUCCCGACGUCGUCGAUCCCCGGACGUAACAUCCCGUUCGGUCGCGGCGUACCGUCGUCGCCGAUCACCCUCGAAUUGUGCCGGCGCAAAUUUCUAAGCCGCCCGCCGUCUAAUUGUGUCCGUGAACGGGUGCUCCGGCUGCCUCAUCGCGUCGGCGCUUUUUGUCCCGCCGUUUUGCACCUCAAUGCGCAUCGCAUUGACCCGGUCGACGGAUAUCGUCUGCAUCGCCGACAUACGGUCCCGGCUUCCGUGAGUUUCGGCACGUGUGCGUAUCUUCGAGUAGACGGAUAUGUGCAUAAGUGCGUAAUAGAAACGCACGCGCGACCGACGACAACGUCAACGAGGGCGAGGAUGUGACGUCGGAGAAUAAUCAGCGGGAUUUUGCAGGCGCGACGCGUCAAUCGAGUGGGUUUUUUCGAACACGAUCAUGCAUCCGAGCGUAAUAUUACUAUCGACGUUGGUGGCCUUCGUCGCUACCGAGAGCAUUCUAAUGACGGAGGUCUUUGUCAUUCCUAUCAGACCGGAGAUUUUCGACUGGAGUGCAGAUGGACACUCCGAUCAAUUUUCGUAUCAGCCUUCUUUGCGGGACGCCCCCGAUCUUCCAUCAUGGAUACAUUACACUUAUAGUAAGAAGGAUCAUCACGGUUUUUUGUACGGCGUAGCGCCCAAAGAUCAAAAGUACUUUCAGCUGGAGAUUGUGGGACUGAAUAAGCACACCUAUGAAACUCGCUACAAGGUGCUCGAUAUGAACGUACUCGAGAAAGAGAAUCUGACAAAGUACGAGGUGCACCUGAAAAUCGACAACCUCAACGUGGAGGACAUGUUCGAUCGCAAUCGCACCGAGAAACUCCUCGACAUAUUUAGGAAAAAGUUGUGGAAAGGCGCCGCGGAUCUGUACGUAACCUUUUUGGCGUCUGCGAUUGAGCUCGGAGCUCGUUUACCUCUGAGACCCAGCGAAGGUGAAGGAGUCGUCGUGAGAUUGGGCAGCACGAUACCGUUCUCGCAAGAAUUGAACGAAUUGCAGGAGGAAGUGAAGCCACUUUGGAAAAUGCCAUCGUGUCCCAGAGACUUCAAGAGAACCAGCGUGGAAAUUCUCUUCCGAGAGGCUGAAUUCAGAUUGGAUUGGUGCUCCUUCAGAUUACUAGAGGAGGACCAGCAGAGUCUGCAACACGAGAGCGCUCGGCGAGGUCCUAGCGUCGUAGGACUCCCUUCGUCAGGAAUCUCGGAGCACACGGAAUGGCGUUGGGCUCGUUCGACGAAAGCCAGCGUACCCACGAGGAGCUACUUCAAGGAAAUCGUCAUCACAAUUUUCAUACCGGUCAUCCUGUUCCUCGUGUUAGGCGCCUUGCUCAGCACCGCCUUCUGUCUGCAUCACGAGAAAAUGACAGAUCCAGGGUCAGAUGAAUAUUUUGACGAACUCUUUAAUAUUUUUCUUAUAAAGGAACAACCUGUUAGCGAAAAACGAGAAGCUACACCAGUAGAAGGAAUUGGAAAUAACGGAAUACAAAUGGUACAAUAUGCCAUGUCGGAAAGAGGCACUUUGAAAUCUCUGUCAGCUCAACCAUCGAGUCCGAAUGAUUCUCUGUCGCGAAGUCCAAGAAUCUCCGGCGAACGUUGCAAUCCAUACAUUCGCCCAAAUCCGCCCCCUUACACCGGGCCGACUAAUUUUACCAGCUUACGCGCCGAUUUCUGACUAUACGAGCAACCCGCGAAAACGUGGUUUUGCUAAACGAAUAUAACUCGCGGGUGGCUUUCAAUCAGCACGUUUCGAGGCCAAGGACUACUAACUCAUCGAAACCGACUUGAAAUUUGCAAGUUCAAUCAGACAUUAAAUAUGCGCGCGUCGCUUAUUAUUGCUAACUAUAAGCAGGCAUUUGCGUCAUUUGUUUUGACAAAUUAAUUUGCGCCUGGAAAAUUUCUCGAAACAUGUCUCAACGAGACGAAUCUGUAGUAGACGAGUUGCAAAUAUAUAGAGAAGAGUUUUUUUAAUAAUAUAUUGUACAUUAUAUACAUACUAGUCGCAUUAUAUAACAAUCAAAUAAAUUGCAUAACAUUUAAUGUGAUUAUGUAUCUUAUAAUCGUAAUGCACAUUAUAAUGUAUCUUAUAAAUGUAACAUAACGAAUUUUUGCAUAUUCAAGUA
Camponotus floridanus (Florida carpenter ant) is the source of this 2212-nucleotide messenger RNA. It is a transcript of the gene Scgalpha, whose product is annotated as alpha-sarcoglycan. NCBI's taxonomy places the organism in Eukaryota, Metazoa, Arthropoda, Insecta, Hymenoptera, Formicidae. The record is from RefSeq and is a predicted model, not a curated record. Bases 499 to 1764 code for a protein of 421 amino acids. The transcript has 11 exons. Gene Ontology annotation, cellular component: sarcoglycan complex.